Glycine soja is the source of this 2649-nucleotide messenger RNA. RefSeq lists its product as uncharacterized. The record is from RefSeq and is a predicted model, not a curated record. Lineage: Eukaryota; Viridiplantae; Streptophyta; Magnoliopsida; Fabales; Fabaceae. Bases 486 to 2024 code for a protein of 512 amino acids. The transcript is spliced from 11 exons.
AUUUAGCUAAUUACUUUUGAUGAAAUCUCAUUUUUUGUAUCUGGAAAAUCUAAAUCCAGUGCCACUCAUAUUCAGCGACUAUGAACACACAUUUGGAUUGACUACACGCAAUACACGGACGUGGAUAAAGAUACUGAGAACUUUACAUGAGUGUGUGAAACGGCGUCAGAUAAACGCCAAAAGUACAGUACCCAGCAACAACAACAACAACAACGUAGAACUUGGUCCACAAUCUCUUCAUUUUUGUACCACUCUUCCACACGUUCGCCUAAUCAUCUCGCGCCACGUGGCACCUGGGGGACCCUUUACGGUCCUGCCAACUACAAGAACUACCGUCUCUGUACAAUAUUAUUGUUUUGUUUUUAUUUUUCUCAGACUCAUCAUAAGCGAGAGUCUUUCUUUCUUGUAACUUCAACAAACAGCCUCAGCGGAACUCUCUGGGGUGUUGGUGUUGCUGAGGGAUCUUAGGCAAAGGUGUUGAUGAUAUGGGAGCGUGUGUUUCAACUCCACAAGGUUGCGUGGGAGGGAGGUUGAGCUCUUCCAAGAAGAAAACCAGGAAGAGGAGGAGAGAGGGACUCAGAAGAAGAGUUACUUCUCGGUUGUGUAAGGAAUCAUUGGAGAAAAUUGAUGUGGCAGGGUUGCCUGAUUGUUCCUUUGCCAAUCCCACUUUCCAAGGAAGUAUUGAAGAGGCAUGGUUUGAUUCGGUUGCAGUAUUUGACUCUGACUGUGAUGAUGAUUAUCAGAGUGUUCCUGAUGAUGUUGUAUCUCUGAGUGGGAUUGAAGGUGGAUCUGUAUCAAGUUUUCCAUCUUCAGGAGAUGCCAACCAUGGAGUUUCCACAGAUCAUGUUCAGAAACAGAAGGAGUUGUUGGCAGGAUCCGAAGCAGCCAGAAGUUCAGAUGUCCAAUAUUUUGUGGUAGAUGCCAUUGAUUCUCAACAUGAGCCCGUGUUCCUUGAUGAAAUUUCCUCAGUGGACGCGAACUCCAACAAGGAUGAUGGACUUUUGGAUAAUUGUGGGAUUCUUCCGAACAAUUGUUUGCCAUGUCUUGUAUCUACCAUUCCUUCUGUUGAGAAGAGAAGAUCAACAAGUUCUAGUCCUCCUAAUGCAAGGAAGAAGCCUACAACAAAACUUUCCUUUAAAUGGAAAGAAGGACAUGGGAAUGCUACUCUAUUUUCCUCAAAGAUGCUUCUACAAAGACCAAUUGCUGGUUCUCAAGUGCCGUUUUGUCCAAUUGAGAAGAAAAUGCUUGAUUGUUGGUCACAAAUUGAUGCAAGCACUUUCAAAGUUCGAGGAGUAAAUUAUUUCAAGGACAAGAAAAAGGACUUUGCUCCUAAUUAUCCUGCAUAUUACCCAUUUGGUGUAGAUGUUUUCUUGUCUCCACGGAAAGUUGACCAUAUAGCUCGGUUUGUGGAACUUCCUGUUAUGAGUUCCUCCGCGAAAUUUCCUCCCAUACUAGUUGUAAACGUUCAGGUUCCACUCUAUCCUGCCACACUUUUUCAAGGAGAAACUGAUGGUGAAGGAAUGAGCAUUGUUUUGUACUUUAAACUUUCGGAAAGUUACUCCAAGGAACUUCCACAGACUUUUCAAGAAAGCAUCAGAAGAUUGAUGGAUGAUGAAGUUGAAAAGGUAAAGGGUUUUCCUGUAGAUACAAUUGCACCCUUCAGGGAAAGGUUGAAAAUAUUAGGCCGUGUCAUCAACCUGGAAGAUCUUCAUUUGAGUGCUGCAGAAAGGAAGCUUAUGCAGGCUUACAAUGAGAAACCUGUUCUUUCGCGUCCCCAACAUGAGUUUUACAUGGGGGAAAAUUACUUUGAGAUUGAUUUGGAUAUGCAUAGAUUCAGUUAUAUCUCCAGGAAAGGGUUUGAAGCUUUCUUGGACAGAUUAAAGGUUUGCACUCUAGAUGUUGGCCUCACAAUUCAGGGGAACAAACAGGAGGAGCUACCAGAGCAUGUGUUAUGUUGUAUUAGAUUAAACGGCAUUGACUACAUGAAUUACCAACAACUGGGGCUAACUCAGGACCCCCUCUAAUAUAAAAAUAACAAAAGCAUUUGCAAUCUUUCAAUUUAUGAUUAAUUAUAGUCAUUUCUAUAAGCGAUUCUUUCCGUGUAUACUUUUUUUUAUUGCAUAAAAUUCACGUGAGUUUUAUUAGAAAAUGAAUAAAACUCAAUCAUGUGAAUUUUAUUUAAUAAUAAAAAGUACGUUAAAAAUUGUUAUUAGGAUUUUUUUUAUUUUUUAUUUUAUCAAUCAUGUAGACAACAUGCGUGUGAUUAAAGAUGUGGCAACUUUGUGUAAGAUGCCAGCUUCAAAUUAAGGAGGGGUCACUAGCACAACAAUAGAAACAUGGACCUACCUACGCCUACUUGAAUUUCGGACAUGAAGGGUCCAUACUUUUGCAUUUACUCAUUCUUUGAACAAAACAUUUAUUAUCAGAGCAAGGAGAAAUAAACCAACAUAAAUGUGGACGCGUGAGUUCUGAUCAGAGAAUGUCCUUUUUUUUAUAUAUUUAUGGGGGUCAUUUCUGAUUGUACAACUACUAUAAGUGAAAAAUGUAGUACAGCGUUACUAGUUGAACGUGUGCAUAGUGAUUGAAUGCAACUAGUGGUGGAAUCUUCCCCUUGACAGCCGGAAAUAUUUAUGGAUUUGGGUUCAUAUA